Messenger RNA from Penicillium alfredii, 648 nucleotides. RefSeq lists its product as uncharacterized. The record is from RefSeq and is a predicted model, not a curated record. Lineage: Eukaryota; Fungi; Ascomycota; Eurotiomycetes; Eurotiales; Aspergillaceae. The coding region runs from base 1 to 648 and encodes 215 amino acids. The transcript has 2 exons.
AUGCCAUUUCGUGUUCCACCGUUCGCCCCCCGGGAUGACACCAAGCCCAAAGUCGAGUAUUACCAUCGCUACGAUUGUCCCCCCUCCAAGUUCCGGGGCCCCUUCGAUCGCGACCAUCAAAAACGACUGGCUGCCUGGUCCUUCGAUGGUGCCAUGGUAACCCGCACCCGUUCGCUCGACAACCCCCUCUCGCCCUGCGCCACCUGCGAGCAAGGUUCCGACAGUGACACCGGCGAGGUCUCCCCCGAUGAUGACGGUGUCGACGUCGAUCCAGGUACGAGUUCCUUUGCUCGCAACUCGCGCCGAUCGUAUAAUUCCCGUCCUAACGCCCGUGCCUCGCUAGCCCCUCCGCGCCCCUUCACGGCCGAGUUCUCGCCUCACAUCGACUCGGGCUCCCAGUCCUCCACGGUCGUUGACCCUGACAGUUACACUGCCUCCAUGAAGACGCUCCUCCCAGACCCCUACGAAUUCCCGGCGAACCCGAUCGCCCAGCUCAAGGAGUCUAUCCGAUAUGCCUCGCCAGACGUGCGCCGUGGUGCCGUCUCCCCCGCCGUCUCUCCCUGUGUUAUGUCCCCGCGGGGCAAGGGCGUCCCGUUCUCGCCGGAGGAUCUGACGCGUGCCUUGAAUGCCGUGCAACUCCACGCGUGA